Lytechinus pictus (painted urchin) is the source of this 9083-nucleotide messenger RNA. Its product is annotated as regulatory-associated protein of mTOR-like. Gene Ontology annotation, molecular function: protein-macromolecule adaptor activity; protein binding. The record is from RefSeq and is a predicted model, not a curated record. The transcript has 33 exons. Gene Ontology annotation, cellular component: TORC1 complex; cytoplasm. NCBI's taxonomy places the organism in Eukaryota, Metazoa, Echinodermata, Echinoidea, Temnopleuroida, Toxopneustidae. The coding region runs from base 212 to 4180 and encodes 1322 amino acids. Gene Ontology annotation, biological process: positive regulation of cell growth; positive regulation of protein serine/threonine kinase activity; cellular response to starvation.
ACACGCUGGAUGAAUGAAAGAAAAUGGCGACACAUGUUUCUCCACAAUAGUUGUCGGUAGAUCAUAAAACUCCCUUCUAAAACCACUUUAUUAAAGUUUUGCCACGUAUUCUGUCUGAUCACAAGAAAGUAUUUACAACGUUUCAUCACAUUUUGACGUUCAUAUCUUCUUUGAGGCUUCUACUUUCGCAAGAACAACUAAAACAUCGAAAAUGUACGAGGACAUCACUGAAUCUGAGGAGAGCGAUCUGUGUGAUUGGCAGUUACCGCUUGCAUACAUGAAGAAACGGCACACUGACCCGAUUGAAGGAAGCAAAACAGAAACACAAACAUGGCGAAUGAAAGAACGGAUGAAGACAGUGAGUGUAGCUCUGGUGAUUUGCCUCAAUGUGGGAGUGGAUCCACCGGAUACAGUCAAAACCUCACCAUGUGCAAGGCUGGAAUGCUGGAUAGAUCCACUUGCCCUUAGCCCGUCCAAGGCUCUUGAGGCCAUAGGAACCAGUUUACAGAAGCAAUAUGAAAGAUGGCAGCCUCGGGCUCGUUACAAACAGACCCUUGACCCUACUGUGGAUGAAGUGAAGAAGCUAUGUACCUCCCUCAGACGUAACGCCAAGGAGGAGAGGGUUCUCUUUCACUACAACGGCCAUGGGGUACCAAGACCAACUACUAAUGGAGAGGUCUGGGUUUUCAAUAAGAAUUACACCCAGUACAUCCCACUAUCUGUGUAUGACCUCCAGACUUGGAUGGGAAGUCCUUCUAUCUUUGUGUAUGACUGUUCCAAUGCUGGACUCAUACUGGAAUCCUUUGAGCAGUUCUCCAUACAGAAGGAACAGGACAGAGAGUUGGUACAGAUGAACCCCACCCCUAUAAACAGAUCACAGGUGCCCUUACCUCCUCCAGCAAAGAAUUGUAUCCAGUUGGCUGCGUGUGGCUCCAAUGAACUGCUUCCUAUGAAUCCAGAGCUUCCAGCUGAUCUCUUUACAGCAUGCCUCACCACGCCCAUCAAGAUAGCAUUAAGAUGGUUUUGCUUUCAGAGGAGUAGCUACUUAGUGCCAGGGGUCACACAAGAACUUGUAGAUAAGAUUCCAGGGAGAUUAAAUGACAGGAGAACACCAUUAGGUGAACUUAACUGGAUCUUUACCGCUAUCACAGAUACAAUAGCAUGGAAUGUAUUACCAAGAGAUUUGUUCCAGAAACUGUUCAGGCAAGACCUGCUUGUAGCCAGUCUGUUCAGGAAUUUCCUCUUGGCGGAAAGAAUUCUUCGUACCUACAACUGCACACCAGUGUCUAGUCCCAGGCUGCCACCCACGUACCAGCAUCCCAUGUGGCAAGCAUGGGAUCUAGCAGUGGAUGCCUGUCUCUCCCAGCUACCAGCCCUAGCCAAAGGUGCUGAGUACAAGCACAGUCCGUUCUUUGCUGAACAACUUACAGCUUUCCAGGUAUGGCUUGGUAUGGGGUCAGAGAGAAGAGAACCACCAGAACAACUCCCAAUAGUGCUACAGGUUCUGUUGAGUCAAGUACAUAGAUCGAGGGCUUUAGACCUCCUUGGUCGGUUUCUAGAUCUAGGGCCAUGGGCUGUCAGUCUGGCAUUGUCAGUGGGUAUCUUCCCUUACGUUCUAAAGCUUCUUCAGAGUUCAGCCAGGGAGUUGAGACCACUCCUCGUCUUCAUCUGGGCAAAAAUUCUAGCAGUGGAUAGGUCUUGUAAAGCUGAUCUAGUGAAGGACAUGGGUCAUAAAUACUUCCUCUCAGUUUUAGCAGAUCCUUACAUGGUGGCUGAGCACAGAACAAUGGCUGCAUUUGUGUUGGCGAUGAUUGUUGAGGAUUAUCAAAAUGGACAGGAAGCAGCUUUCCAAGGUAAUGUUAUAGCCAUCUGCCUGGAACAGCUGAACGAUCCCCACCCUCUUCUACGUCAAUGGCUAGCCCUAUGUAUAGCCAGGGUAUGGACCAACUAUAACGCAGCCAGGUGGUGCGGUGUCCGAGACAGCGCUCAUGAGAAACUAUACAAGCUACUCAGUGACCCUAUACCAGAGGUUCGGGCUGCUGCCACGGUAGCAUUAGGUACAUUCAUAGGCAAUGGAACGGACAGGACGGACCAUGCCUUGACUAUCAAUCAUAAUGUAGGAGUAACGUUACUAUCAGUGGUCAAUGAUGGAAGUGCAAUAGUUAGACAGGAACUCGUGGUGGCGCUCUACCAGCUGAUCAAGCAGUCGGAGACCCAGUUUGCCACCAUAGCCCGGCAGCUGCUGGACGAGGAGCAGAGCUCGGACGAGAACCUGGCCCCUCGUAGCGCCGCCGUCACGUCUGGUGGGUGGCUUGUGGUCCAUGACUCUCUCAAUACAAAUGACCAAAUCCGCCGUGCCUCAGUGGCAGUGAUGAGCAGUAGCAGCAGCAGCCGGAAGUCCAUCACUCUCCUCCCCCGAACGUCCAGUGGGAACAACCUCCAGCACCUCAACGCAGGUUCUACCAUGGCCAGAUCACCAUCAAGUAGCGGUUCUUCACCGGGCAGUGGCGACUUUCUCAGUAUUCCAGGCGCUAAUCCAAAACUACCAAGAGUGCCAUCGACCUCCUCCUUGGCGUCCAAUGUCUUUGUUCAGAUAUGGAGGGUCAUUUUACUCUUGACCCAAGACCCCCAUCCGAAGGUCAAGGAUUUAGCCCAGACCCUGGUCAAUGCUAUCAACCUCAAGGCAACCAUCUCGGCCAAACCUCAGCUGGUGAGAGAUAGCAGAAAGACAAGCUCUGCACCGUCUAGUCCUACAAGGAACUCACAGUCAUCUCCACCACAGGAUAUGAGUGAUUCACCACCCCUGAACAUCCCCAAUGAGAUCAUGAGACCCGUCCCCAUCAAACCCUGGGAGCAACCUCCACCGGAGAGGCCUCAGAACCCUGGGCCUAUCGACGCCCAGUACCCUGGCCCUUCACCUACCCUCCACUCACAGCGAUUCACAAGGACUAGGAAACUCCACGACAAAGGACCAAGUGUAACAUAUGAGGAGGUUGAGGAUGUACUGACAACCAAGAAUCUUAGCAUUACUACAGAAUUCACUGAUUGGUGUUGCAAGUAUUUUGCUCAGUCAGUCAUGAAGGCGCCGGAAGAGAUGGAUCCGUUCAGUGGCUUACAUCACAUGAGAGAAUGGAGGUUUGUACGCAAUGCUAGGAUACGAAAUGAAACAAGGGAACAACUCAAGAAAGCCAAUUCUUGCCAUUUAGAUGACCAAAUCUUCAUCAACAAGAACUCUGCUGUCCCCUACGUAGUUAAAUUCCAUCCAUUCAAUCCCCAUGCCAUCGUUGCUGAUAGGGAAGGUGUAUGUGUAUGGAACUGGGAGAGCGGUGAAAGGUUAAACUACUUCCUCAACAAGAACCCGAAGCACACAAAGAUUACCUCAAUGGAUAUACUCAACUCACACGAUCUAGCACUAGUAAUGACUGGAGUAGACGAUGGAUCGGUUCGUAUAUGGAGGAAUUACUGGACCCCAGAGGGCAAACCUGUUGAGCUGGUCACAGCGUGGCAAGCCUUGUCUGAUAUGCUAGUAUCAAAUAGAGGAUCUGGAUUAGUACUAGAUUGGGAGCAGGGAUCCGGGAUGCUUCUAGCCUCAGGGGACGUCAGAACGAUACGGGUCUGGGAUACUCAGAGAGAACUCAAACUACAGGAUAUACCAACUGGAGCUGAUAGCUGUGUAACAAGCCUUGCGUGUGACUCUGUUGGAAGGUCUUUACUUAUAGCAGGGUGCGGAGAUGGAUCUGUCAGGCUCUAUGAUAGAAGGCUAGCACCACAAGAAUGUCGAGUGAUGACGUUACGAGAACACCAAAGUUGGGUGUCCAACGUUCAUCUGCAGAAAGGAGCAGGGGAUGGCAAGAUCAUCAGUGCUGGUCUUGGAGGUGAUGUGCGGUUUUGGGAUCCACGAUUCACCGAGUCUGUGAAGGUAGUCAACACAGCUCCAGAUCUUAAUACCAUGGCUGUUCAUCCACAUGCCGGGAUCUUUGCAUGUGGUUACAAGAACCAACAGAUCAAUGUGUACAACACAAUGGGAGAUACACUCAGCACGAUCAAGUACUAUGAAGGAUUUAUAGGACAGAGGAUUGGACCAGUUAGUACUCUUGCCUUCCACCCUUACAAGCUUCAUCUAGCAGCUGGUUGCCGCGAUUCCUUCCUCUCGAUCUACUCCACUGACAAGAAGAGAUAACCCAAACAUCCAUCGUUCACAGCCAGCCACAUUUCAUGUUGGAAUCAUGUCUCUGAGAACUAGCAUUGUCUGUCUUGUAUUGAUGUCCAGAUUUUUCAUGCCCAAAUAAUAAUGUUACCCAGGAAAAGUGCACAAAACUGAUUGUUUCCUCUAACUCUUUUUGUGUUUGUUCUUGUAUCCUGUUUCAAAAUAUCCAAGCAGUAAUUUUGGACCACUACAUGUACGUGUAAUUUCAAAGUCAUUUUGUUCAUACCUAAUGUGACAUUUGGAAAUAGCUUUUUUGACUUGAUGGUAUCAACUAUAACAUGUCAAAUGGACUCAUUGCACAGAGAAAAAAAACUAAAUACAGUUCAUCUAAAGAAAAAGAUAAAUAUUUAGAAGAUUUUUUUUUUUGAUUUGCCGUUAUAUCACUUAUAAGAAUGAUAAGUUUCUGCUUCUAUAUAGCAUUUAAAACAUCUAAAUGAAGUUUCUAAGUGCUUUCUGGUUUCUGGCAAGCUAAUACAAUGUAUGCACCUUUUCCACUCCCUGAGUAGUAUUUCAGCACGACAGCCCAGACUCCAUUGCUUUACAUACUCCAUUGGCAUUUGCAUCCUACAGGAUGGCCAUUUUAAACACCUGGGUGGAGAGUGGCAAAUUGUGGAUCGAUGCGUAGUAGGAGGAUGCUAGGCCGAGGUGGAAAUUAAACAUGUGACCCUCUUAUCACUAAUUUCUUAUUAAUUAUUAUAGGUAGGAAUGGAUAUUACACAAGUAAGACUACCAUUCAAUGGGAUGAGAGAUUGAGAUACAGUCGAUUAUACCUUGGUGUAUCACAAUAUGCACGACGUAUACAAAACUUAGACAGGAGAGUUUUGUGAUAGUGUUCAAGGAUGACCGUGGAUUGGCUGUCCACAGAGUUUGUUGGUGUAAAUGAAGGGUAGACUGACUGUAUUUUAGCUGUCGUAUCCCGGGAAGGGUUUAGGUUGAUUAAUAGAUCAGUAUUCAUACUAAUGAAUAAAGAAAAAAUUUUCUGAAGAGUGAACAAUAGUAGUUCAUAGUUGGAAGUCAAGUCUCUACAACACAGUUCAUCACUUUCGAAGUAUGAGAAAAAGAUUACUGUAAUGUCAAUACAAAUAAACAGUGUGAACAGACCCUUUGACUUUUUAGUUUGCUGUGUCGGUACAAGAACGCCCUUAACACCAAACAUUCAUGCAUCGCAUGCGCGCAAAAACGCCCUGAGCAGCGUGCAUAAGUGCACUGCGUAAGGGCGUACGAAAAUGUUUUGCUAAGGGCAUUCUAGCACCGACACAACGAGUUUCCAACAGUUUUAUCAGAAUCGAACCAAGAUAUUAGUCUGAUCAGAGUUUGAGGCCAUAAUGGGUUUCUAAUAUACACUGUAUGAGAUAUAGACACAAUAUAUUUUCUGCACUGGAGGUAUCAUGCUACAGUGGUUAUGACCAAGGUCUCUUAUUUAGAGGGUCAUGGGUUUGAAUCCUACCCCAGGCGUUGAUUUCCUUUAGAAACAAAAACAGGAAUCAUAUUGUGCUACACUUGGUCAACCAAGAUGAGAAAUGGUUGCCUGGCAGAAUUUAUUCCAUGAAAAGGAGACGUGUGUAAUACAUGUAGCUGCGAUCUGCUGAAGCCAUGUUAAUUUUGCUGAAUGAUGGUCGGGCGCUUAGAAGCUUCAGAUAAAGCAAGUGUUCAGCACUAUAAACAUAACUUUGUCUAAGUAGAAUUUGUAUAACACAUGACUUACCUAAUCAAACCUUGUACCUUUUAGUGGUUUACCCCAAAGUCAUGCAUCAGGAAGUAUUACUCUGGUCUAAAAAAAAUUGUUUCGACCUAGGAGAAUAUAAAACUUGAUACAGAAGGUUGACUUAUUACUCUCAUUCAAAACAGGAGAAAACCUCAUUAGUCACAGUCUAUUUGUUUACCUGUUAAAGAAUUUCCUUAUGUCUGUGUCCAUGUGAAAUCGGCAUCUCCCACAUGACCCCUGAACCCUCUUCUGAUUGGUCAAUAACCAGUUAACCAUGCAUGUUCGUUUAGAUCGGAUGCUAUUAAAAGCAUGGUGCUAUAUUUUUAAAUUGUAAAUUGAUAUCUGUAAUUUAUUAAUCAUCUUACCUCGUUUUAAUUUAUUAUUGUUAUUUAGUCAAGCUGAUAAGAUAUAGUUUUUCUUGUACCAAUUAUACAAGUGCACACAAUAUUUUUCAUGGAAAAGAUCAGAAAUUGAGAAAAACGGUUGUCAUUUAUAAUGAAUGCAUACACGUAUUAACCAUGAAUCAGUUCCAUAACAUUAUCAACUUCUUUGUACAUCUGACUCCAUUUUUUCGUUAAUCUUGUCUUAUUUUAUGAUCUGCUUAAGCCAAGAGCAUUACAAUUUUAGAAAAAUCGUGACAAAUCAAUUCAGAAAGGUCUCACACAUGGUGGCUCAGUGGAAGAGCACUUGUCUCAUGAACAGGAGGUCAUGGGCUCAAUCCCUGGUUGAGCCAUACCAAUGACUUAUAAAAAUGGGACCUUCUGCCUUGCUCAGCAUUGAGAUUGGAUAUUGAUAUAAAGGGUAAUAAUCAUUAUAUUAUGCAGGGCCAGCUGGUAGAGCAGUUUCCCAACUGAAGUGGCUACCCUGGGUAAAAAAAAACAUUACCAGUAUUAUUUGGGUGUCAGCUGUACACAUUUCAUGAGAUUGCCCAAUGUGAUGACAGUAAUACCUUGGUCACAUUUGCUCUACGGCGGCUGUACGGCGAGUCGAAAACAGCCAUUUUAUUUUUUUUGUACCAGCUACAUAUAGGUGGUUUUGAAUAAAAGUGCAUAAAACAGCUGUUUUUGACUCGCCGUAUGGCUGCCAUAGAGCAAAUGUGACUGAGGUAUAAGACACCGUCACUUUCAUGCUCAAGGCAAGUAUGCACAUGUAUACAAUGAUACGCCCAUAAAAGCGUUCAUGUAUGAAGUACGAUCAAAUUCAAGAUAUUUGUGACCACAAUUCUUAUAUUUAUUUGUUAUCCUACUAGUUCAUCUUGUGUUACUGUCAAGCCCUGACGUAUGUAAUCUGAAGUCUGUUUUAAGAAAAGUUAAAAAUUGAAAAUUGGGUAUUUGCGUGGUUUAUCACACCUGCAAGACAGCCCAGGAUGUAUUAUUCUUCAGUAUAAAACCAAAUUAAUCUGAUCAUUUUUUUUUAUGUUGCCCGUGAAAUUUCGCUAUUUUUCUGUGGAAAGGAAUGGCAUAGCUUCUUUUUUUUAGGAGCUAUAAUAAUAAGAGCUACUGUAAAUUGAAGGGAAAAUCGGAUUUUGAAGAGACUAUGUGCUCAUCUCCUUAGUGAAUUGGGCCUUUCUUGUUUUCAAAAUGUCUUGGAUUUUUGUUUUGUUUUGGGUUUUGUUUGUGGGGGGGGGGGAAUCAGAAAAAAAAUUUAAUUACCAAUAUGAUUUCAGAAUUAUUCAGAAGUUGGCUGGUCAUUGUGACACCGUGAUACACUAAAUGGCCAAAUAACUAAUACCUAUCCUUUGAUUUGUUCUUCAAGUAUUACCUAUUAAAACAAUAGUUCUUGAAAAGGAAAUAAUGGUCAGAUUUUAUUUCCAAAUAUCACUGUUCUCUUUCCACCGAAAGUAUUGGAAUAUAUACAUCAGCAUGAAAUGCAAUAAUAUAAUAAAAUAUUUAGUACAUUUAAUUUCAUUGAGCUCAUCAGUCACUAAGUGUAGUUCAUAAUAACUAAUAAUUCAUUUAUUACCAUUAAUAUUCAACUUGAGUGAUGAAAGCACAGAUAACCAGAUGGACAAGAGCUAUGCAGUGUUUUGUAAUGAUUCUUGAUUCUUUCUUCAAAUUGUAUAACAGUCAUCUAUUGAUGAAAGAUUCAAUCAGGACAAGUUUCCACCAGAAUAAUGCCUUUUCAGCCCUCAGAAUAUUGUAAAGCCUGUACUAGGUUAGCAUCCAGUAAUACACCUAUCUUUGCCCAUUGGGUGAUUUCAAUUUUGGUGUUGGUGCUGGUGUUGGAAGCACAAUUCAGAUUGCCUUCCCUAGCACCAGAACCUAAUGUGUCCAGUGUGGGUGUUGGAAGCAGAACUUAGAUUGCCUUAGCACCAGCACCUAAUAUGUUCAGCAUUGGUGUUGGAAGCACAAAUUAGAUUGCCUUCCCUAGCACCAACACCUAAUAUGUUCAGCAUUGAUGUUGGUAUUGGAAGCACAAAUUACCUAGCCUUAGCACCAGUACCUGACCUGUUCAGUGUUGGUAUUAGUAUUGGAAGAAUAAUUCAGAUUGCCUUCCUGAGUACUAACACCUAUAUCGAGUUCACAAUCAUGGCCCAAAUUAUAUUAUUGAUAGCUCAAAUCCUAUUGAGAUUCAUUUGAGGACCAGCUUUAUUUUAAGGUGCUGUGCUGAUUUUCAUCCUAAGGCACAUACCAUCACCAAAAAAGGUCAACACCAAAUUUGAAAUCACCCAUUGUCUUAAAUAUGGGUUUCCAGAUGAAUUUAAAUGUAGUUGUCAAACCUAUGCUACAGACAAGAGUCACAAGAAUAAUUGAAAUGAGAUGGAACAUUAUAAGUAUCUUUGUAACAGCUUUUAUCUUCAUCCUAUUCCACACUGACAUAUAUGUAUUGCCCUGAAGUCUCAAACCCUGUUCUUUUAAUUAAAAAAAAUUUAUAUAUUUUGAUGUUUUCUCUGACAGAAAUCAUAAGUGUGAAUUGAAGGACAGAUAUAAAAAAGGCAAUAUUACUGUCUGAUUUGAAAAAGCAUACCUCUUGAUGUUCAAGGGGGAAAAGUUAUAAAGAUUAUAUUUCCUUUGUCUGAAUGUGUAUUGUGCAAAUCCUAAUUUCUUUUGUAAAAUUGUAUAUAAGAUAAACUAUGAUGGCAUGUUAUAAACUGUAUUUGUAUAAAGAAGCAUGACUCUUCAAUAUGGUCUUUGUUCAAAAUAAAGAUUCAUGUCUGACGUAACAUAAAAA